This is a messenger RNA of Lates calcarifer (barramundi perch), 1437 nucleotides long. It is a transcript of the gene tmem205, whose product is annotated as transmembrane protein 205. NCBI's taxonomy places the organism in Eukaryota, Metazoa, Chordata, Actinopteri, Centropomidae. The record is from RefSeq and is a predicted model, not a curated record. The transcript has 4 exons. The coding region runs from base 174 to 740 and encodes 188 amino acids.
UCCGCCUCUACCACAGGGGGCGGGGCUUGUGGCCAUCAUAACAUGAAAGAGGAAGUGGCUCGACUGAACCUUGGAUCAUACUAACAUUAUUGAUUUGUAUUUAGCUUUCCUAAUAACUUCCAGGAAAAAUACUAAGGCAAGUACCAUUAAAACUAAGUUUGCAGAGUGACACCAUGGCAACAGAGGGGGAGCCGACAGAUUUGAUCAAAGUGCUACACCUCCUGGUGCUCUCUUUCUCCUGGGGCAUGCAAGUCUGGGUCUCCUUCAUUGCAGGUUUUGCACUGGUAUGGCAGGUAACUUUGCACACAUUUGGCCUGGUGCAGAGUAAACUCUUCCCUGUUUACUUCUACUGUCUGCUGGGUAGCAACUUUGUCAGCCUGGCUGUGUAUGCUGUGUACCACCCCAGAGAGCUGUUGGACUGGCAUGAAAGUGUGCAGAUGGUUCUGUAUUUUGUGGCAUUGAUCAUGGCAGGUCUGAACGCCCAGUGGUUUGGCCCAGCGGCCACAGAGGUAAUGUUCCAGAUGAGGGAGGUGGAGAAGGAGCAUGGCCUGGGGAACCAGAUCGGCCUGGGCAGCCAGAAAGAAGCGUACGCCAAGCUCAAAGAACAAGACCCCAAGUACAGAGCCUACAAAAGCACAUUUGGAUGUUACCAUGGGUUGUCCAACCUCUGCAACCUGAUAGGAUUCAUCUGCACCACAGUUAAUUUGAUCUACACAGCUCUGCAUUUAUCUACCAUAUAGUGAAAAAUAGCUGUCAGGCUUCAAUUUUUGAAAAACAUCUCACCACGUUUUUCUGCAGUCAUCACAGUAUUUCAUAUGAUCUGGAAAAAAUAAUCCUUGAGGAGUCAGGAAGGACAGUAUGAACCUGAUUUAAACAUGCCCACAAAUAAACUUGUAAGUGACAUCAUGUGAACUUAUACACAAUUUUGGAUCAGUGUAAGAACCACUGGAGGAACUGCAGCUAUCACAAGUGCCCGUUAUGAGUGAGGAGGCCUUUGAUGCGUCUGAGCUUCCAAAAAACUCAGUACUGCUGUUCACUUUUAUCUGUCAGUUAAGCAUCCCAUCAAACAGUAUCUAAUUAAUACAAAAUAGGAUGUAUUUUUUUUUGUAUGUGCGUUUGAUAGUUGACAUUAUUACACAUGAUAUUACCCCCUGCUAACAACUCAUGUCUUAUAAAAACGCCGGAGAAUUGAACCAGCAAACGUCAAGUGCUGUGUGGCCAAUUUUCUUGCAUCCCCAGCAGGGGGCGAUGUUUGGACACAGGCAUAUUCAGGGAAAGUUAGCAGAUCUAUUGUUAGGCAUAACAUACUAAAUUUCCUUUGUUAAAUGCUGUGUCUCCAAAUAUUAUAAUGGAAUGAUGGAAUUGUAUUUUGAUUUUGACAACAGUGUUGAAUAACACUAUGAGUGUGAGAUUAAACAAUGUGCUAUUUUACUCUGA